UGUCUGCAGGGCAUUUCAAUCGCAACCAUACACCUAAACCUACGAAAGUCAAGUCCAGAACUCGUUUAUCCAGCAGAAACAUACAUAUGAAGACGAACAUCUAUGAAUGUCUUCGAACCUUUUGCCUUUACAUGGCUUUGAUUGCUCUUCAGUUGGAGAUCGUUCAUGCCCUGCCAAAUUGUUGUGUCAGGAUCGGUGGAAUUCCAGACUGCAGUAGGUGCAACUAGGUAUCGAACGCAGGUGUCUGACCUAAAAGUCAAUUUCAAACUAUUCGAUAUUGUGGUCAACUUCCACCACUACUAUGCUUGUUAUUGUUGUAGACCUUCACAUCACUUGUGGAAGCAUCGGUCGUCAGCUCUUCUAUUUUUUUGCUCUUUCCUUCUGCUCUACUCUUAUCUCUGCUCUACUCUUAUCUCGCCCAUUACUGACCAGAUAAUUUCGAGCUCCAGACCACUGAAGCUUCAAAUCUCCUUUGAAGCGAAUGUAUCGCAAGCUCCAGCGCAGCUUCUGGCACUACAAGUAAUCCUGGAAGAGAAUGCGGGACAGACUCUUCUAUAAUAAACAGGCCUUUUACGAAUUGUUCGCGCUGACCCCUCACGUAUCAUCCUCAGUCACAAUUCAUUACAGUACUUGGUUAUUACGUACGGAAGGGGUCUUGUAAAGUGUUGCAGAUCUAACGUCCGAUGUCUGCCAAUGGGAAAGAGUGUCUUUGAU
Protomyces lactucae-debilis is the source of this 714-nucleotide messenger RNA. RefSeq lists its product as uncharacterized. The transcript is spliced from 2 exons. The coding region runs from base 166 to 558 and encodes 130 amino acids. The record is from RefSeq and is a predicted model, not a curated record. Lineage: Eukaryota; Fungi; Ascomycota; Taphrinomycetes; Taphrinales; Protomycetaceae.